Molecule: messenger RNA, 1371 nt
Organism: Penicillium atrosanguineum
Lineage: Eukaryota; Fungi; Ascomycota; Eurotiomycetes; Eurotiales; Aspergillaceae
Exons: 4
Coding region: 1-1371 (456 amino acids)
Biological process (GO): transmembrane transport
Molecular function (GO): transmembrane transporter activity
Source: RefSeq, a predicted model, not a curated record
AUGUCGGCUCAGCCAUGGGGCUACAGGUGGCGCUCAUCACAGGCAUUCAUUGUAUUCACUGCGGUGCUUGGGCUCUUCUCUGAGACUUUCCUAUACGGGUUCAUCGUACCGAUCCUGAGUUAUAUGCUCGAGGACCGUCUGCAAUUGCCUCCGUCCCAGACACAAUGGCUCACCACCGCACUUCUCACAUCCCACGGAUUUUUCGCCAUGGCAUCUGCUCCGAUCAUUGCUCACUUUGCGGACAAGACAUCCGAUCGCAAAGUGCCUUUACUUCUUGCUCUGGCUGGCUGUGCGACCGGAACGCUGUUGGUCGCCAUUUGCUCUUCUCUCUGGCUGCUCUUCCUUGGUCGCAUGAUACAAGCCGUAGCUGGGUCAGCGGGCUGGAUUGUAGGCUUCGCAACCUUGACAGACAAUAUCCGAUCGGAACACGUCGGUAAAGCCCUCGGCACAGCGAUGUCAUUCGUGACGGCCGGAGUGAUCAUGGGUCCAAUGGUUGCUGGCGUACUGGUCCAGCUACUGGGAUACUGGGCGGCAUGGUGCGCACCGUUCAUCCUUCUCGGCAUGGACUUUGUAGCGAGACUGCUCAUGAUCGGGAAGAAUGAUACACAGAGCGAAUCCUCAGAAGACGCGGCGAGUGAUGAAAACGAAGCCCUACUUCCCCGAAAGGUCUCCAGUCCAUCUGAUCCAGAGCAAGGAUGUACAGAGUUGACGGGCCCGGGGUUUUAUCGCAUUGUGCUAUGCGAUAUCCGUAUCAUUGCGGCGCUGCUCAAUCUGUUCAUGUUCUCAUUAAUCAUAUCUGGAUUCGACGCCACAUUGCCACUUCAUCUACGGAAAAUAUUCAACUGGGGCCCAUUGCCGAUCGGUAUGAUAUUCCUUGGGAUCCAAGUUCCCGGCAUGAUCUUGGGACCGGUAGUCGGAUGGCUUCGUGACCGAGUAGGACUGCGCUACCCGACCACCGUCGGAUGGGUGCUUAUGGCACCCCUACUAUGCGUUUUGGGAAUGCCAGGAACAGGAAUUGACUGGAUAAGCUAUGGAGAUAAUGGAAAGGUCGUCUUCAUUGGUGGGAUGAUUGCGAUCGGUGCUGUCGCUCCGCUAGUUCGCGGAGCAGGAACGUUUCAAUUAAUAGCUGUGACGAAUGACCUACAAGCAGAGAAGCCUACUCUCUUCGGACCUCACGGAGGCAGCUCAAGAAUCUUCUCAAUCACCGAAGUCACAUUCAAUAUGGGAGCAAUGCUUGGGCCUCUCUUCUCGGGAGCUAUCGUGGAAGAAUUUAGUUUCUCUACGAUGGUUCGCACCUUGGGUAUCCUCUCUCUCGCUGUCGCUCUGGCCUGUUUCAGAUACCUUUCUAAGGAAUGCCCCAAGCGACGCUAG